This is a messenger RNA of Helianthus annuus (common sunflower), 543 nucleotides long. Its product is annotated as cytochrome c oxidase assembly factor 5. The record is from RefSeq and is a predicted model, not a curated record. The coding region runs from base 151 to 366 and encodes 71 amino acids. Lineage: Eukaryota; Viridiplantae; Streptophyta; Magnoliopsida; Asterales; Asteraceae. Gene Ontology annotation, cellular component: mitochondrion. Gene Ontology annotation, biological process: mitochondrial respiratory chain complex IV assembly. The transcript is spliced from 3 exons.
GGAUACAAAUUUUAAUCGGUAGACACCAUUCGAUACCGGUGCGGAUACCAAAAUGCUCAUCCCCAUAACCACAACCUUAAUCAAAAUCGUAGAAAUCAGAUUCUUCGAAACCGUGAGGAUCGGAACCAGAGAUUGAGAGGGUUUACGAGGAUGGCGAAAUCUUGCAAGGGGCUAGCUAUGGAGCUCGUCAAGUGUCUCAGCGAAUCUGAUUGUGUCAAGGUUGAAAAUCGUUCUUUUAGAGAGUGCGCUAAAGAGAAGAGCCCCUUAAUUACUAGUGAAUGUGUUGGACUUAGAGAAACAUAUUUCAAUUGCAAGCGAGGCCAGGUUGACAUGAGAGCAAGGAUUCGAGGGAAUAAAGGUUACUAAUCAGACGUUUUUGUAGCAUGACUCGAGAUAACUCGAUAGAUGUUUUUGCACACAAACUAGAGAUUGCAGAUGAUAAUGUUAAGGGAUUCUUGAUUUCUUGUAAUAGGAUCGAGUAGUUUUUGUAAUGGGAUUGGAUUCUUCAUAUACAAUAAAUGUAUAUACAUUUUAAAACUUUGC